AAAGUAUCAACGCGUCUAAAUUCGGGGACGUGUUCUCGCACAUGCUUCUUUGAGAGUCGAUCAAUUAUGGAUAGAUUUCUCAGAGUGUUACAGUGUCUCCUACUGCAGUACUGCUCAGGAUAGCCGGUUUCAAGAGAUGUCGUCGUCUCAACGCCCCGAAUUCCCGCCCGUCCCUUUCUCGUCCACAUAUCCCGAGCAGAACUUCAAAUUGUUAGAGUUGCCGGCCGAGCUGGCUUGUGUUCUUGAAGAACAGCGGAGGAGUGGUAAUGGGGCUAGGGUAUACCUGAAAUCCGCGCCCACUACUCUUUCGAACAGACCUUUGAAUGGCGUGCAGUCUGCAGGACGAAAUAGAGGUGCUCAAUCAAAUAGAGAUAUAGGAGGAGGUGCGGGACAAGGAUUUCUACAUCUCUGCACAGAUGAAAAGAUUUGGGCCGUCAAGCAAGUUAGUACGAGUAAUAGUGUCUACGUCACACAGUCGAUCGACGAACCACGGCGGAAGAGGAGACGUAUCAACACCGAAAGAAAUGAUGGCGACGAGGACAUGUGCAUGGACGAUGAAGGGGGUAUCAGCCCGAGAGAUCAAGCAGGAGAAGGGAUCAUACAAGGAGGACACGGAGGGGGCAAAGAGAAACGUGCAUAUGAGGCUGAAAGUGGGAUCACCACUAUAUCACAGGUCAGGAAUAUACUGGAAUUAAUCGAAGUCAAACCCGACCCCGAAGACGUCGAAAGAGGAGUACGCGAGACUGUUCCCAUGUAUCAGGGCCAGACUGACGAGGAGGAGGGCGGACUGCACAUGGGUACAAGCCGGGACAACGAAACUGAAGCGCAGAAGAUGGUGAGACUGAAGGAUAUUCUCGAGGAUAUUCCGGCUCCCACAAAUGCUAUUCUCGAGGCUAUAAAGAGAGUAUUCGUGUUCUAUCUGUCGAGAAGCGUUGAGGGCAAGGAAGGGGAUAUGCAAGGGCUAUAUAUCCCGAGUUCAGCAUUACUGCUUCGAGCGUGGAGGGCAUUCAUGCAGCAAUGUGCUAUUUCAGGCGUUAUGAUCGACGGAGAUGAGAUGGUCAGUGAGCAGAUUGGGGUCGCCUUUGAUGACCUGAGAAGGAGUGCAGAUGGUGACGAGGAAUGGCAUGUCCUGGGGGACGUCGUCAAGGCGAUCUUCAGACGAUUUGCAAAGGAGAUGUCAAACCCACAGCGCGGCUCGGAGCGAGAUGUAGAAGAGGAAUUCGUUGCUGUACCUGACAUUACGAGUUGGAGGAAAGCCGAAGCAUCUGAACACGUCGGGCGCUGGGUACUGGACGAUUUGCAGAGACAAAGUAAGUCAUCGUCAAAGCCAGUUCCGGUGGACGAAUUCAAUCAGCAUUGGACGCAAAAUCUUCCAGACUCUUGGGCGAAGGAGUGUGAUGUCGUGGGUUUGGUCAAAGCGGUCGAAGGCGUGGAUAUGGUACAAGAUGAUCAAGGCACGAAAGUCCUUCAUUUUGCAGGCCAAGGGACAGAUGAUGUUUUGGCCCUUGGACUCGGAAGUGUCAAAAGGCUAGGUGUGUCGGUCACAGCCAAGACGAGCACAGCGGCGGCCGAUGAUGAUGCGAAAGCGCAGAAGAAGAGGAAAUGGCAUGAGAAGUUUGGGGCACAGAGGAAUGCUGCUGGUACGAAGAGAUGAGACGAGGUGAGACUUCAUAUUUUGAUGAAGUACCAAAACCUGCACCUGCUGAAUGAGUCUGUGAUGCUGGUCAAGCUGGAUGAACAGAACGAACUCGAGAGAUGUGGAGGAAAGGUUGUGCACAGCCUUGAUGUGAACGUACUCGUGUCAGCAUGAGAUCGUUGGCCAUGACUUGAGCGUAUGAUGGCGUACAUAAGUUCGUUGCUGACAGGACUUGUCAAGAAUCAUUUACGGCGCCAGGGACUUC
Messenger RNA from Exophiala xenobiotica, 1901 nucleotides. RefSeq lists its product as uncharacterized. Gene Ontology annotation, cellular component: nucleus; chromosome, centromeric region; Ctf18 RFC-like complex. The transcript has 2 exons. Gene Ontology annotation, biological process: mitotic sister chromatid cohesion; maintenance of mitotic sister chromatid cohesion. The record is from RefSeq and is a predicted model, not a curated record. The coding region runs from base 137 to 1654 and encodes 505 amino acids. Lineage: Eukaryota; Fungi; Ascomycota; Eurotiomycetes; Chaetothyriales; Herpotrichiellaceae.